Solanum dulcamara is the source of this 1379-nucleotide messenger RNA. Its product is annotated as transcription factor LUX-like. Gene Ontology annotation, biological process: regulation of DNA-templated transcription. The transcript is spliced from 2 exons. Gene Ontology annotation, molecular function: DNA-binding transcription factor activity; DNA binding. NCBI's taxonomy places the organism in Eukaryota, Viridiplantae, Streptophyta, Magnoliopsida, Solanales, Solanaceae. Gene Ontology annotation, cellular component: nucleus. Bases 197 to 1090 code for a protein of 297 amino acids. The record is from RefSeq and is a predicted model, not a curated record.
ACCGCCACAUACCCCACCCCCUCCUUUUUCUCACCCCAAUUUCUUCCCGCCGGUGAACGUACCGGAAAAUCCUGUUACUCUGAUCCAAUCCUCUACUGAUAUCACGGAAGAUUAGAUUUAAAUCGAAAAAAAUAAAUUAAAUUGUAAUAAACAAAGAGAAAAAUUGUAACAAGUUUGGGAUUCGAGAAGGUUCUCUAUGGGUGAAGAAGUGAAAAUCACCGACGGUGAUGCUUACGCCGGAGAUGAUAACCGUGUUCUCGAGUGGGAAGACGGACUUCCGAGUUUUGACGAUCUGACGCCGUUAUCUCAGGCUUUAAUCCCGCCGGAGCUAGCGUCGGCGUUUAGAAUCACGCCGGAGCCGACGAGGACGAUGGCCGAUGUCAAUCGUGCUUCGGAGAGUACCUUUUCUUCUCUCCGUGCAGGACAGUUACAUAUGUUAUCGGAGAAGUUUCAUUUCAAUGAAGGAAGGAACGAAGAGAGAAAUCAUGAGAAUGACGAGGUGGAUCUGACACGAGAUGGAUCCGAAUCGAGGAAGACCCGGAGGAUUGACCUGGAAAUGGUUACGGAAGAGGCAGAUUCUGAAUUGAGGAAUGAGAAUUGUGGAGAUGAUAAUUCAGCUAAGACGUUGAAACGGCCGAGGCUAGUCUGGACGCCGCAGCUGCACAAGCGAUUUGUAGACGUCGUGGCGCAUUUAGGGAUCAAAAAUGCUGUGCCUAAGACAAUUAUGCAGCUUAUGAAUGUGGAAGGACUAACAAGGGAAAAUGUUGCAAGUCACUUACAGAAGUAUAGGUUGUAUUUGAAGAGAAUGCAAGGAUUGUCUAAUGAUGGACCGUCUUCGUCUGAUCAUUUGUUUGCUUCCACGCCUGUGUCGCAGAGUUUGCAGCAGUCUGGUGGUAAUGGUCAUAGUAGUAAUGGUCAUAUGCCAAUGCCUAUGCCAAUGCCAAUGAUGUAUCCGCCGCAAAUGGUGCCAAUGCCUAUGAUGGGAAUGUCAGGACAUGGGUUUCAUCAUCAGUAUAAUAUGGGGCAACCACGGGACUGGUCUGGAAAUAAAUUUGGUUCUUAUCAUCAUGUUGCUCCUGGUGACAAAUAGCUGUAGACAUGAAAAAAAGAGGGUUGGUUACUUGAUUGUUCAUCAGAAAUCUCAUUUGGUGGAAUGCAAACUAGGAAUUCCAGUUAGAUCCUUUAGUCCUUUUUCUUACUUGUUUAGAUUUGGUAGAUUUAUAGGUAAAAAGUUUCAUAAAUUGCUCUAAAGUUCUUAGAGCCAGGUCAUUUCUGAUUGUAGCUUCUUAUUCAGAAAGGAGCUUAGAACAUAAUACAGGAUAAAAUUGUUGUUUCAAUCACACUUUUCUUGAAAAGUAGUACAAUAACCGGAUUCUCUU